Messenger RNA from Phanerochaete carnosa HHB-10118-sp, 192 nucleotides. RefSeq lists its product as uncharacterized. The transcript has a single exon. The record is from RefSeq and is a predicted model, not a curated record. The annotation marks the transcript as partial. NCBI's taxonomy places the organism in Eukaryota, Fungi, Basidiomycota, Agaricomycetes, Polyporales, Phanerochaetaceae.
CAUCCCUAUGCGCGCAUAUACGCCAAGAAAGCCGAGGCGCCGACGGUAAAACGCAGGAAGAUGUGGAACCAUGCUCUCGAGAAGAGCCUGUUCACGCCCGAGGAGAUCGCGAGCCUUGGUGCGCCCAUUCGUCGCGCUAUUUACACCGCGAGCCUCGAGAACCACAUCGACCAGCUGCACGGCCAGCUCCUC